AAGUGGCAUAAACAGUGAUUACGGAUAUAUAUUGGUGCAAACAUUAGACGAAGCAGAGGUGGAUGAGACAAGUCUUGUCCUUAUUCCCAUCCCUCUUUUGUCCAAGGCAACAAUUUUGGUAUGUACAAAUUGAGCUUGUAAAGCCGUAAUGGAAGCUUGGAAAAUGCAAAGUCAAGACUAAUGUAUCAACUGUUAUUGUAAUAAGUUGAAGAGGUGCCGUCAAAUAUCGAUGGGCUUAACACAAAUUCUCCAAAUGGAGAAGGGUUAGAAAAAGAUAGGGAUAUGAGUAGAAGCAAUUUUUGCGGUGGAGGAGGAGGUGGCGUGCAAUUAGAAUAACAUGAUUGACAUGAAUCAAUGCAAGAAGAUCCAAGCCAAGCCAUAGUUUUUAGUGGCUCCCACUUUAAUUACGUAAAAAACUUUGAAACUAAGUAGAGAAAAUCAAUUUGAAAGAUUGAAUUGAAAUAAAUAAAGAAAAGAAAUAAUAAAAGAGAAAAGGUAAGCAGAGUUUAAUUGAGAAUAAAGGUGGUAGGAUGGUGGGGUAUGGUUGUCCAGUCUUUUUCAGAUUUUGAGUUGCAGAUGGAGGGAUUCUUGGAUUGGGCCCUUCUGUUUUUUGAAUUUUCAUUUUUCAUUUUAAUUUCCCUCCCUUCCCAAACCUUAUUAAUCAGUUAAAUUGAAAAAAAAAACAAAAAAAAACAAGCAGCAGCAGCAGUAGUGGUGAAAGUGAAACCUGAAUUCUAAAACCGGCCCCUUCUUUUCUUCAUUUUUUUCUUCUGUUUCUGUGUUCUAUAUCGGGGAUAAUCUCAUUUGGUAGAGUUUGAUUUUGAAGUUGAAGAUUUGGGUUUUAUUAAGAAAAAAUUGGAGAAGUUUUUGAAUUUGCAAAACGGAAGCAAACUCCACUUCUACUUACUUUCUCCUCCAUUUCUUUAAAAACUGUAAAUUUAGAGGAAAUCCAAGCAAGAAGAUUCAACAAUGAGACAAUCUCUCCAAUUAUUGUCUUCCCUUCGUUGGAAAUGGCUAAAAUAAUGAAAUGAAGAUGAGAUCUAAGGAUUUUCUUUUUAGAAAAAAAAUUGAAUGUUUGCUGUAGCCAUUGCUAGGGUAUUGUCUUCAGUUUCGUUUCCGCCAUGACUACCAAACGCGCGUACAAGCUACAGGAAUUUGUGGCACACUCUUCAAGUGUGAAUUGCCUGAAGAUUGGAAGAAAAUCGUCUAGGGUUCUUGUGACUGGAGGUGAAGAUCACAAGGUUAAUCUCUGGGCUAUUGGAAAACCCAACGCCAUACUGAGUUUGUCAGGACACACGAGUGGAAUAGAUUCAGUGAGCUUUGAUUCUUCAGAAGUCUUGGUAGCUGCAGGUGCUGCAAGUGGCACUAUCAAGCUUUGGGAUUUGGAGGAGGCAAAAAUUGUUCGGACUUUGACUGGUCAUAGAUCCAAUUGCAUCUCUGUGGACUUCCAUCCCUUUGGUGAGUUUUUUGCAUCUGGUUCUCUUGAUACAAAUCUCAAGGUGUGGGAUAUCAGAAAGAAAGGAUGUAUCCACACGUACAAGGGCCAUAAUCGAGGAGUCAAUGCAAUCAGGUUUACACCAGAUGGCCGAUGGGUUGUAUCUGGCGGCGAGGACAACAUUGUGAAGGUUUGGGAUUUGACUGCUGGAAAACUGUUGCAUGAUUUCAAGUCUCAUGAAGGCCAAAUUCAGGGCUUAGAUUUUCAUCCCAAUGAGUUUCUACUGGCUACAGGUUCAGCUGACCGGACUGUUAAAUUUUGGGACCUAGAAACCUUUGAGCUUAUUGGUUCAACUGGGCCUGAGACUACUGGAGUCCGUUGCUUGACCUUCAACCCUGAUGGGAGGACUGUACUCUGUGGAUUACAUGAAAGUCUGAAGGUUUUCUCAUGGGAACCAAUAAGAUGUCAUGAUAGUGUGGAUGUGGGGUGGUCUAGAUUGUCAGAUCUUACUGUUCAUGAAGGAAAGCUUCUUGGCUGCUCCUAUAAUCAAAGCUGUGUUGGCGUUUGGGUUGUGGACAUCUUGCGCAUAGAUCCUCAUGCUGUUCCUGAUGCUAAUUGUGUGAAUAGUCAUUCUGAGCCGAAAUCUAGUUCUGGUGGAAACCCUACUGUACUGAAUGAGAACACGACCAAAGCUAGUAUGGGAAGGUUAUCAGUUUCACAAAUUUCUGAUACUUUAGUGAAGGAAACGAAAUCCCUUGGGAGGUUAUCCAUUUCGCAAAACUCAGAUCCUGCUAAGGAGUCAAAAAAUUUGGCAUCCACAGGAAAUGUGCCUGAUACCCCUCAGAGAGUCAAUUUAAACACUGCUCCUAAGACAACUCAACUAAGUUCAGUAGCAGUUCCUAGUGGAGCAGCUCCAAAGAGGAGUUCCAUGAGGACUAGUUCAUUUGUCAAUGCUCCAAAUUUUAACAAGUUAGAUGUCAUACCUGUGAUUGUGCCUAGAAAUGAUAUGAGGUUGGAGCAGGCUGUUGAAUCAAGAAAAGAAGUUGGAAUAUCGGGGAGAAGUUUGGAACAGGCUGCCGAAUCUAGAAGAGAAGUUGGAAUAGCUGGGAGAAGUUUGGAGCCGAGCCAGCCAGCUGCUGAAUCUAGAAAAGAAACUGGACCAGCUGGGAGAACUUUGGAGCUAGGAACUGAUCCUAAAAAAGAACUGGGUAUUGUUGGAAGAACAAUGCCAUUUUCUUUGCAGUCAAAGACCUCUAGUUUUCGGAAAUUUCAAAAUAACAGAGAAGACAUGGAUCAGCCAGCUAUCUCUGCUCCUUCUGAAGGUGCAGGUUCAAAGGUGGAUGGAUUCAGCAGUGUUCUGGACAAGAUUAUAUUUCCUUCUGUCAAAGGCCCUAUGAAAGGAAUGCCUGUUGCUGAAAGGAAUACAAGAGAAGAUAUGUGUGUUGGCUCUGGUAAGAGUGAACCAAACUCAGUGGUGGAGUUGCCUCCAAACUACUGGGAUGAAAAUUAUUCACAAGUGAAAAGAACACAUAGAGAUGCAUAUCCUUUAGAAAGCCAAAAAGGAGGAAGAACACAUGUAGUCAUAAAUUUGGAGAAAAGAGGGAAGCCUUCAAAUUGUGAUAGACCUAAUUUUGGUAUAUCUCCAGGGAAUGCAUCUGUGUCAAAUAUGUCUUCAUUCAAUUCGUAUAAACAAAGAGGAUACCAUCCCUCUGUCGAAAUAGAAAUGCCUUCUGCCAGUGAUGAGGAUGCUGUUGCAGAUGUAAUGGAGCAGCAUGACCAAUUCAUUGGUUCCAUGCAGUCUCAUUUAGCCAAGUUACAGGUUGUUCAUCGCUACUGGGAAAGGAAUGACAUAAAGGGUGCAAUCAGUGCAAUGGAAAAGAUGGCUGAUCAUGCUGUGCUUGCUGAUGUCUUGAGCAUUGUCACUGAGAAAAUAGACACUGUCACAUUGGACAUUUGCACUUGUCUUCUGCCCCUCCUGUCUAGUCUCCUUGGAAGUGAGAUGGAUAGGCAUUUGUGCAUUUGUCUUGACGUGCUGCUUAAGCUGGUCAGAGUAUUUGGUCCAAUGAUAUAUUCAACAUUAUCUGCUUCAACACCUGUUGGUGUAGACAUCGAGGCGGAGCAAAGGUUUGAACGUUGCAACCUCUGCUUUGUAGAACUUGAAAAAGUAAAGCGAUGUCUCCCCUCAGUUACUAGAAGAGGGGGAUCGGUGGCAAAGUCUGCCCAGGAAUUGAAUCUAGCAUUUCAAGAAGUGUCAUAACCGAAACCAACACAUAGAAUCAUGAAUGCAUACACUGAGCUUAUUCCGUGUGCUUUUUAUGGAUUAAAAUCUUUUGCUGAUGUGGAGUGCAAGUUUUUAGCAUUUAAAAUGCAUGCCGGUGAAAGCAUCGACGACUACUUCCAUGCAUACUGUCAAGCCCUAAUGGUCCUUGUAAAUGGAGGCAUUUAAGCUGUAAGCUGAUUCUACUGCAUUGGCUGAAGGGCUAAUGGAGUUGUGUCACACUGCUACCGAUUGCUGCACAAUUUUUUUGAACUUCUAACCCAAUAAUAUGUUGCACAUCAAUUUGCACCUUUUUGGCUUGUAAUGCUUAACUGUGUACUAUAAUAUAAUAUAUAUAUACAUAUAUACACGUGUGUUAAAGCUGUUGAAAAACCUGAAAAUAGAGCAAUAUUUAGCUGCUUGUAUUGGAUUGGUGAAUUGGGGUUGUGUUGUUUGCAUGAUUCACUCUGUAAGAUUGAAAGAAAAUGAAAGACAAAGCUAAGCUAUUCAUUUC
Gossypium arboreum is the source of this 4206-nucleotide messenger RNA. RefSeq names its product katanin p80 WD40 repeat-containing subunit B1 homolog KTN80.3-like. Gene Ontology annotation, molecular function: microtubule binding. Lineage: Eukaryota; Viridiplantae; Streptophyta; Magnoliopsida; Malvales; Malvaceae. The record is from RefSeq and is a predicted model, not a curated record. Gene Ontology annotation, cellular component: katanin complex. Bases 1122 to 3692 code for a protein of 856 amino acids. Gene Ontology annotation, biological process: microtubule depolymerization; microtubule severing. The transcript has 19 exons.